GGGGGUCCGUCAUCACCGUUCAUGAUCUCCGAAAACCCGUGACGAUCCUCAUCGCCGCCGUCCGUUCCUCGAGACAACUUGUCCGAUCCGGUUAGAAACCGUCCGACGCUCCGAUCCCACAUCGUACAGUUCGCAUAUUCUUAAGAACCGAUGAGUACAGAAUUAACUACUCCAUUAACUGCAUUUUCGCUGGAAGAUGAUCAACGUUAUCUUCCCCUGAAAACUUCAGAUAUAGAAGACCAAAUAGUUCCGGAUGUCUCUUUUGUGCCAACAUCUGUACUAACUAAAGAGAGUGUUCGGGAAAACCAACCUUUAUUGAGGAGGACUGAAGAUUGUGCUUGUAACUUUAAUCAUUUUCCUGACGAUCCGCAGUUUUCAACGAUUGUUAAGGAAGCUGAAGUAGCUAUUGGAAAUGGUGUUUACCCUCAACGAAUUUACCAAGGAUCUAGUGGUAGUUAUUUCGUGAAAAACAAUGAUAGUACGAAAACUAUUGGCGUCUUUAAACCCAAAGAUGAAGAACCAUAUGGCCGUCUUAAUCCUAAAUGGACCAAAUGGAUGCAUAAAUUAUGUUGUCCGUGCUGUUUUGGAAGAAGUUGCUUAGUUCCUAAUCAAGGUUAUCUUUCAGAAGCAGGAGCAUCUUUGGUUGAUCAAAAAUUGCAGCUCAACAUUGUACCAAAGACUAAAAUAGUGAGACUUGCCAGUGAGACAUUUAAUUAUUCUGCUAUUGAUAGAGCUAAGGCAAGAACAAAAAAGAAUGUUUCAGAAAGAUUUCCUAAAGUUGGUCGGCAUUUUCAUAGAAUAGGUCUGCCUCCAAAAGUUGGUUCUUUUCAACUAUACGUUGAAGGUUACAAAGAUGCAGACUUUUGGUUAAGGAAAUUUGAAUCAGAACCAUUAUCAGAAAAUUUACAAAGGCAGUUUCAGUUACAGUUUGAACGAUUAGUAGUAUUGGAUUAUAUUAUAAGAAAUACUGAUAGAGGGAAUGACAAUUGGUUGAUAAAAUAUGUUAAACCAGAUUUAGAAAAUGGAAAUAAGAGUUGGAGUCCAUCAAAACCACCAGAAAUUAAAAUAGCAGCUAUUGAUAAUGGUCUUGCAUUUCCUUUUAAGCAUCCAGAUUCAUGGAGAGCAUAUCCAUAUCAUUGGGCAUGGCUUCCAUAUGCCAAAAUUCCAUUUUCUAGUGAAACAAGAGAUUUGGUUUUACCACAGCUUUCAGAUAUGAAUUUUGUGGAAGAUUUAUGUGAUGAUCUGUAUGAAUUGUUUAAGAGUGAUCGAGGAUUUGAUCGUCAAAUUUUUGAGCGUCAAGCAUCAGUAGUCAGGGGUCAAAUAUUAAAUCUUUCUCAAGCACUUAAAGAUGGAAAGUCCCCUGUUCAGUUAGUUCAAAUGCCAGCUGUAAUUGUCGAAAGAAGCAAAAAGGGAAGAGUUAAAGCUAUUAAUGACAGUUUUACACAGAAAUUCCAAGACAAAGCACCAUUUUUCUCUUGGUGUUAAUUUAUAAUUCCAGUACCAGUCUAUCCAUUUUAAAUAUUUCACCUAUAAUUUCAGAAAAAUUUAUAAUUAAGUAUUAUGUGAAUUAUAGUUUGAAUGUAUUCAUUAUCCAUUUCAUUCAGAAGAAAACAAAAUCUCUCUCAUAUAUAAAAAAUACAUAUAUAUAUUAUUAUAACACUUAUUGUUUAAUCAUUAUCUAAGUUAACAGCAUUAAAUUUUUAAUGAACUUUUCUUCUGAUUUAAUUAACAUAAUUUUUCUUAAAUUUUAAUAUAUAUUGCCUUUACAUUAGUAUCAAUACAUACAUCAUCAUUAUAUUCUCUUUAUGGUCUUUGCUUAUUAAUUUAUUAAUUAAUAGUAGUUUGUAACAUGAAAUAAUUUGAACAUAAAUUUGUUACAGUAACAUAUUUC
Molecule: messenger RNA, 1891 nt
Organism: Centruroides sculpturatus (bark scorpion)
Lineage: Eukaryota; Metazoa; Arthropoda; Arachnida; Scorpiones; Buthidae
Product: phosphatidylinositol 4-kinase type 2-beta-like
Exons: 10
Coding region: 151-1485 (444 amino acids)
Biological process (GO): phosphatidylinositol phosphate biosynthetic process; Golgi organization; endosome organization
Cellular component (GO): lysosomal membrane; plasma membrane; endosome
Molecular function (GO): 1-phosphatidylinositol 4-kinase activity
Source: RefSeq, a predicted model, not a curated record